AUGAGUAAUCUCGAAACCAGAGGCGUCGUGUUGAAACGCCAGCUCAGCGAUGGAGGAAUCGCGGGUGUUGUUGUUGGUGUUAUCGUGGGCAUUGCGCUUGUUGUUCUUUGCUCGUAUCCCUUUAUCAUCCGCCGCAUCAGACGCCGAAAACAAACAUCUCUCCACGGCCCCCCUCACACGAACGACCUAGAGAUUUGCGAAGUUCCAGCAACUGGAGCCCCAGGGAUAGAUGAUAAUCAACGCCGCCUGUCCUCACAAGACUCUUUCAAACCUUCAGCAGAAAAUACGCGUGGGGGAGUUGAUGGAUCUGUCAAAGACUUGAAUUGGACAGCCCACGAUGGAUUUUUGCAGCAAACCAAUGGACAAGGUCAACCGGACUACGUUCCUCGAAUCGACACAAAUUAUGGCUUUGGAAAUGCUCAGCCAACUGCCGCCGACGACUCAAUACCGCGCUCAGCACCGUUCGGCUCCGAUGAGAAUCAUCAUGAAGAGUACAUGCCGCAGUCUAUUGGUGAUGCACCCCGUGCUGUUCUUAAUGGGACCAGUGCGGAUUACUAUAGCCCAUCCGUCCCCUCGGAGGCAUUUGGCAUGUAUUCGACUGAGGAGCCCCGACCUCAGCCUGAACGCUCAUGGUCGCAUGGGAGCUCCUUGAGAUAUAAUUUAAAACAUAUGUUUAGUCGCAAGAGCACGCGCGACCAGUCUCUUAACUCACCAACAUCGCAAUCCCUGGCUGAAAACCUCGAUAGCGUACCCAGAGCACAGGAUGGAAGUUUUCAACGGAUCACUACAGCAGGACGACCGACCGAGUCUCCUACUGACAUGACUGCUCCGGCGACCGAUUCUUUGCCUGUACCUUCGGCUACCCAAGCCUUGGGCUCCCCGAUCGCUUUACCAUCUACCCUGCCAAAGGGGGCUGUGCAAAGUCCCCCAGAUUCCCCACCGAUCACUUUCAACUUCAACGCGUCCCAAUCCCCUCCUAGCCAUCCCGCUCCUGGUACCGUGAAUCCCAUGGAUAUCAUGCCUGCAUCGACAGAAACCGAAGUAUGGCACAGGAACGACUACCAAUUAUAUGUAUCGCAAUCCUCACCUAACCAGCCACCCCCCUCGGCAGGGCCUGCCACGCAUGAAGGACCUGUGGACUCGCCGUCGCCGUUAGCCCUCCCUCCUAGUGAUCCUCAACCCCAGCCUGUGCCCAUAGUUCACUCACCUACACCGACCCAGAGUCAAAUAGCGUUUAAAACGGAGGAGGUCGAUGACAAUCAGGAUAUCUCUAUGUCUGAAAUUCCAACGGCCAACCGCUUGAGUCCUCUACCCGACAGUAGUAUUCGACACCCCAGCUAUCCCUCUGAUGCGUCUACCCCCUUGCCUGGACCGGCAUUCACCAACCCUUCAUCGCUCAGUACACCUGCGACACAGCUUGAUACCCCUUCACCUCAUUCUGGUACAUCUUCCGACUACCGACAUAGUGUGUCACCAGGAAACACUGUGAGCAACCCGUCACCAAGCAAUGGUUCACACGCAUGUGAUGAACCUGGCUGUAACCAGGUGUUCGACCAGCCGCACAAACUCAAGUAA
Fusarium musae is the source of this 1575-nucleotide messenger RNA. RefSeq lists its product as uncharacterized. The coding region runs from base 1 to 1575 and encodes 524 amino acids. Lineage: Eukaryota; Fungi; Ascomycota; Sordariomycetes; Hypocreales; Nectriaceae. The record is from RefSeq and is a predicted model, not a curated record. The transcript has a single exon.